Molecule: messenger RNA, 3682 nt
Organism: Argiope bruennichi
Lineage: Eukaryota; Metazoa; Arthropoda; Arachnida; Araneae; Araneidae
Product: anoctamin-5-like
Exons: 26
Coding region: 169-3246 (1025 amino acids)
Biological process (GO): chloride transmembrane transport
Cellular component (GO): plasma membrane
Molecular function (GO): protein dimerization activity; chloride channel activity
Source: RefSeq, a predicted model, not a curated record
GACAUUGUGUAACAGGAAUAUUUAUUUUGCGAUAAAAUUAUAUUCAUGACAUAAUAAUGCCCGUGAAUAGAGAAAUGCCAUUAAAUAUUUCGCUGUAAAUGAUGUUAGUCUCGCAUUAUACGUAAAGAACAAUGCUUUAAUUUGAUAGAUUUUCACCAGUUUUAAAUAAUGGAUGGUGAUAAUGAAAAUCAAGAAGAUGACUUAGAUCGAAAUUCUGAAUAUCUUGGAAAUUGGCUGAGAAAGAGAGCAUCUGAAGCAAGUGUAUAUGUCAGUGCAGAAAAUAUAGCUCCCACAGAAGGUGAUGAUUUCAAAAGUACUACUCAACUCUAUCCAAAAAUAUCAGAUGAACCUUCUGAAACUCCAAACAAUAAAAGAUCACCCACGAAAUCCAAUAGUUCUGUGAAUGAGUCACCUAAUAAAGUAGAUACAUUAGUUCUUCGAAGUACAGGAAAAUAUUCAAAGCCUCAUGAAACAAUCAAAUUGGAACACCUUCUCAAACCUGAUGGUGAUACUGCCUCAUUGUUAUCUAUUGAAUCGGCUGUCUUCUUUGAUGAUCAUGUGCGACGUAUAGAUUUUGUUCUAGUAUAUUCCAUUGAACCAGCUGACAAUGGAGAACACCAUGUUACAGCCAGAAAAAUUUUUGAAAAUAAUUUAAAAGCAGAAGGAUUAGAGUUGGAACAUGUUUACCAGGCAGAAACUGGAUUAGUGUAUGUGAAAAUCCAUGCUCCAUGGGAAAUUCUCAGCCGUUAUGGUGAAAUUUUGAAAUUCAAAAUGCCAAUGAAAGAGAGCUUGUUUGAAUUGCCUGAACGAACUUCAAAUAAUGUACCUGAUUUUGAUUUUUCAAAGUACUAUUUUCGUAACUUAUUCAACCGCAUGACUGGAUUAGCUCAAAGUGUUUCAGAUCUUAUGCAUCCGGAAGCAUAUACAAUACGGUUUAAAGAUUGCCAUUUUUCUACAGUUUAUUCCAGAGAUAAAGAGUAUUUAUUUGAUAUACCUCGCAAGAAAGAAGAUUUCUUUUCUCCAGCUCAAAGAUCCAGAAUUGUUCAGUUCAUUUUGAAACGAAAAAGUUUCACUGAAGAUCAUACAGAUAUUUUUGGAUUUGGAAUCAAGAAAUUAUUGGCUGAUGGUGUUUAUACUGCUGCCUAUCCAUUACAUGAAGGAGAUUUAAAUGAUGAAUCGCCUGGAAAUCCUCGGUGGUUUUUACAAAAGAAUUGGGCUUCAUAUUCUUGCCUGUUCAAAACACAGCCUCUUGAUGAAAUAAAGCAUUAUUUUGGAGUUAAGAUUGGACUUUACUUUGCUUGGUUAGGUUUUUAUACAUAUAUGCUGAUUCCAGCUUCUAUUGUUGGCAUUUUAUGUUUCAUAUAUGGAUGUCUUACUCUAGAAACCAAUGUUCCUAGUAAUGAAAUUUGCAAUAGUAAUUUUGUCAUGUGUCCAAGAUGUGAUAAAGAGUGCCAUUAUUGGGUUUUAAAAGAAUCCUGUAAAGCUGCAAAGAUCACAUACUUAGUAGACAAUGCAGCCACUGUCUUUUUUGCAAUAUUCAUGUCUCUAUGGGGUGCUGUAUUUUUAGAAAUGUGGAAAAGAUAUUCAGCUGACAUAACUCACAGAUGGGACUUGACUGGUUUUGACACAUCUGAAGAACAUCCUCGCCCUGAAUACUUAGCUAGAUUGGCUAAUGAAAGAAGGAAGAAGUUGAAUUUUAUUACAAGAAUGUAUGAGCCUUAUGUUCCAUUUUGGAGGAAGCGCUUGCCAUAUUCUGUCAUGUCUACAUCGAUUGUACUUUUGUUGGUCAUGGUUGCACUGGCAGCUGUGGUCGGUGUCAUUUUGUACAGAAUUUCUGUUAAUGCUUCCUUACUUCUCAGUAAAGAUAAAAAUCUAACCAAUUUUGCUAGCAUCAUAACUUCUACAACAGCUGCAUUGUUGAAUUUAAUUUGCAUAAUGAUUUUCAAUCAAUUUUAUACAUUCAUGGCUACAUAUUUAACAGAGCUUGAACUGCAUCGGACACAAACUGAGUUUGAUGAUAGUCUUACUUUGAAAAUGUUCCUUCUUCAAUUUGUUAAUUAUUAUUCAUCCAUUUUUUACAUUGCAUUUUUUAAAGGAAAACUCAUUGGUCAUCCUGGAAGAUAUAAUCUAUUAUUUGGCCUUAGACAAGAGGAGUGUGGAACAGGUGGUUGCCUCAUGGAGCUAGCUAUACAACUUGCUAUUAUUAUGGUUGGAAAACAAGCUCUGAAUAACCUAAUGGAAGUCUUGUGGCCGUGGUUAAUAUGGGUAUACCAAAGGUGGCAAAUUAAAAAACGUGGAAAAUCUACAACCAGUCGAUGGGAAGAAGAUUAUGCUCUUGCAGAGUGGGGUCCAACUCAUUUAUUUUUUGAAUAUUUAGAAAUGAUUUUGCAGUUUGGCUUUGUCACCAUUUUUGUUGCCGCCUUUCCACUAGCUCCUCUAUUUGCUCUUUUGAAUAACAUUUUCGAGAUUCGGCUCGAUGCGCAUAAAUUAGUGUUCUCUCACCGAAGACCUGUUGGUGUGAGAGUACAAAAUAUAGGUAUUUGGUAUCGAAUAUUGGAUUCUAUAGGAAAGUUGGCUGUCUUAACUAAUGGAAUCAUUAUUGCUUUUACAUCAGAUAUGAUACCUCGCCUUGUCUAUCGCAUAGCUUGGUCGCCUGACUACUCUCUGCAUGGUUUUGUUAACUACAGUCUUUCAUAUUUUAACACUUCACACUUUCCAGAUGGCGUAGAUCCACAACCUCUUAUAUUACCUGGAAAUAAAGACCCUGUUGAUGUGGAGGUUUGUAGGUAUCGAGACCAUAGAAAUUCACAUUUAGCACCAGAAGAUGAGAGAUAUAAUUUCAACGAGGAAUAUUGGCACUUGUUAGCUGUUAGAUUCGCUUUUGUGCUAAUGUUUGAGAAUAUAAUUCUAAUGAUCACCACUUUCCUUCGCUGGUUGAUUCCGGAUGUUCCAAAGAAAUUGAUGGAAAGAAUUCGUCAUGAGAAUUUCAUCACUAAUGAAAUAAUGAUAGCACAGGAGCUGAGACGAGCAAAAGGUCUUGACACCAUACCUGAAGAAAAGAGCAAUGGAGAUACCGUCAUUGCCAAUUCAAAUCUGGCCACUCCAAGAAUAAAUACUCCCAAUUCAAUUGGUUCAUCUCCAAAACUAAACACUCAUACUUCAAAGUCGGCUAAUAAUUCUCCAAAAAUAAACACCCCAAAAUCAGCGAAUGCCUCCCCAAAAAUAGUCAAUCAGACUUAUGUGUGAUAUGAUUAUACCAAUUGCUCAAAUUCAAGGGGAAAUUGUGUGGAAUGGACAUCACAAUCAUUAUCAUAAAAUUUUUAUAUGGUUAAAAUUAUUUCAUAAAAUUAUUUGCAUUCAAGCAUUUAAUUUUUAUUUUUUAAAAAUGCUGUAUAAAAAAAAUUGUUUUUAAAAAAAUGCAUGUUUUUGUAGAUCCAUUAUAGAAGAGAAUCAGUACUUAAAAGAUUUUAGAAUUAUGCAUGAAUAAGUAUGGAAAUCUAUGGUUUUACUGGAGAUUUACAUAAAAAGUUAGAGGCUUUGUUUAUUAAAUGUUCAAUAUGAAUAUAGCGAAAUAUUUGUUUAUGAGGUGCUGAAUUCUGAGCAUUUAUUUUCAUGGAAAUGUUUUUUUUUUUUUAUUCCAUUCUUUACUUAUAAAAGAUUUCAGUUAAGUAUGACCUCAUUU